Messenger RNA from Callorhinchus milii (elephant shark), 1416 nucleotides. It is a transcript of the gene gnrhr, whose product is annotated as gonadotropin releasing hormone receptor. The record is from RefSeq and is marked provisional. Gene Ontology annotation, cellular component: membrane. Lineage: Eukaryota; Metazoa; Chordata; Chondrichthyes; Chimaeriformes; Callorhinchidae. Gene Ontology annotation, biological process: G protein-coupled receptor signaling pathway. Gene Ontology annotation, molecular function: gonadotropin-releasing hormone receptor activity; peptide binding.
UCUGGAUGCACGGAAACAUUUUCGGAUUAAUUUUCCCAAACAAAGUGCCAUGUGUCUUAAGCCUCUGCCGAAUAAUACCAUGAUAGGCAGCGUGGAAUCUGGGAAGAACAACUUCACCCUCCACAAUGAUAGUCUGGACAUCGCUGUGUCCAACUCAUCCUUGAAGUUCCCAACUCUCAGCAUUUCAGGUAUCAUCAGAGUGGCAAUCACCUUCACCCUUUUCAUCCUCUCUAUUGCAAUGAAUGGGAUUUUUUUGCUGAAGCUAUCCAGGCAACACAAGAAGAAGGCAUCACGUCUGAAGCUGCUGCUCGAUAAUCUCAUGGUAGCUAACUUGGUGGAGACUAUAAUCGUGAUGCCGAUGGAUGGUAUAUGGAACAUUAUGGUGCAAUGGUAUGGUGGGCAGUUUCUUUGCAAGGUCCUCAAUUUCCUCAAGCUCUUCUCCAUGUACUCUCCCGCCUUCAUGGUAGUGGUAAUCAGCAUUGAUCGCUGCCUGGCUGUUACAAAGCCCUUGAAAAGUGCAACACAAAGUACUCAAAUUAGGAAAUAUAUGAUUUACACAGCCUGGCUCUUCAGCUUUGUCCUGGCUUUACCUCAGUUGUGGCUAUUCCGAAUGAUUCACUAUUCCGAACCCUAUGCUUUCUCACAAUGCAACACUCUUAGAAGUUUUUACAACCAGUGGGACCAGACUAUUUACAAUUUCUUCACUUUCGGAUUUCUCUUUGUCAUUCCUCUCUUCAUCAUGCUAUUCUGCAAUUUCAAGAUCAUCUUCAAAAUGAUGAAGAUUCUGCGUCACAAUGUUAAUGAGAUAAGUCUAAACCGAUCAAAGAACAUUAUCCCACAAGCUCGCAUGAAGACCUUGAAGAUGACCAUUGCGUUUGUCACAUCUUUCAUCAUCUGCUGGACUCCAUACUACCUGAUAGGAAUCUGGUACUGGAUUGAUCCUGAUUUGCACAAUAGAUUGCCUGAACCUAUGAAUCAUUUCUUCUUUGUUUUUGGGUUACUGAAUCCCUGCUUUGAUCCUCUUAUUUAUGGGUAUUUUUCUCUUUAGUCAGUUACUGCAAUGCAAUGUGUUUUCUAUUUCCAAUGCUAUGUUUUGAUUGCUGACUUCAUAUCCUGUUGCUCUCGGUGUAAUUCAUAUUGGAACAUUCCUAAAACAUUUGUAACCCAAGGAUUAGAUUUCCUCAAGGAAAGAAAUCCCUUUUGGAUUAUUCAUUAUUCAGAUAACCAGCACAAGGGACACAAGGAUCUUGUUGCAUCAGUCUAAUAUCUCUCUAAACAACAUACUGGCAAAUUCUUGAAUCAAGUCCCAAAAUAAGAUUUAAUAUGUGUUUAAACUAAUGGUGAAAGUUAUUGUAAAGGAAACAAAGCAUCCAGAAAUAUAGGGCAGCAGAGUACAGUGCGGUGUAAUUGACUAUC